Molecule: messenger RNA, 868 nt
Organism: Notechis scutatus (mainland tiger snake)
Lineage: Eukaryota; Metazoa; Chordata; Lepidosauria; Squamata; Elapidae
Gene: TMEM72
Product: transmembrane protein 72
Source: RefSeq, a predicted model, not a curated record
AUGAAACAAGCCGUGGCUUGGAAUGUGCUGGAAUAUCUUUGCCGAUUGCUGGGCAUCUCGACCGGAGCAGGGCUCCUCGCUGUGGGCAUCGAGACGCUUCUGCAGGGGCAGUUCAAGAGCCUGGCUCUUUACCUCCUUCUUUCAGGGGUGGCCGUUUCUCUCUGGGAAGGGGCCUUCUUGGCCAGCCUCCUUCUGACCCCCUGCUUGGGCCCCCUGAGGGGAUCCCGGGUGGAUGCUUGCCGGCUCCGAGCCAAACGCCGGGGAGCUUUCCAGAAGUUCCUGGCUUACGGCCUGCUCUCCGUCGCCUGCUUCCUCAGCCCUGUCCACGUCUGGCAGGUCCUACUCCCAGGCACCCUGCUCAUCCUCACCAGUCUAGCCUAUUUCCUGCUGAGUAGGCAACGGAAAGAAGAGACGGGAGAUGGGCCACCAGAAGAGAGCGGUGACCCUCGUGACGAGGCUGCAGGUGAAAGGCCUGGAGACAGCAGGAGGCAAACCUCCUCCUCCCACCGUCAAUCCAGCCCCCUUGCUGCCUCUCUGGGGAGCUUCUUCCAAGCUUGCCAAGGGCCAGUCGCCUUCCUGGCCCCCUCAAGCGUUGCGUCUAGGAGGAGCCCCGCUGACUCUGAGGAGCAGGCCCAGGAGAUGGCGCUGCCUCUCCGAGGAGAGCCGGAGGGCUCCUUGGCCAAGGAGAGCACGUCCGAAACGGCCUUCAUCCUUUCUGCCCAGGUUUGAUGCCCCAGGGGGCUCACGAAGGAGCUCUUCUUCUCUUGCAGCCGAGGUGGAAGGCAGAGGCGUCUCUGGCCAUGGCCAACAGCCGAGAAUCCCGGCUGGUUGCUCCCUUCACCGCGCGUCCCUGCCACGUCCCCUGCGG